This is a messenger RNA of Scatophagus argus, 2133 nucleotides long. Its product is annotated as intelectin-like. NCBI's taxonomy places the organism in Eukaryota, Metazoa, Chordata, Actinopteri, Scatophagidae. The record is from RefSeq and is a predicted model, not a curated record. Gene Ontology annotation, molecular function: oligosaccharide binding. The transcript is spliced from 8 exons. The coding region runs from base 158 to 1144 and encodes 328 amino acids.
GCCCAGCUCAAACCUUGACUUCACAAGUGUCACGUGGCAACAACAAAUAUAUAUCAACUGCCUGCAAUCUGCCAACAAAAAAGAAAUCUUAUUCCAACUGGAGAGUGGAUAUCUUUCAACCCAGGACAGAGUUUACAAUUUGCACUUUUACUGAGAGAUGUUUCACCAUAUUGUUUCACUUUUGGUGGUUUUGGUGUCAGUGCAUCAUGCAUCCUUUACAUUUGCUCCUUCUUUGCAUGAUAUAUUAGAAAAGGAGACACAGAACCACACCAGGACAAGCUUUAUAGAUUUGGAGAAAUUACAGAAAAGGUCCAGCUAUGCUGUAAGGAGCUGCAAAGAGAUCAAGGACACAUAUGGUGAUCAAGAAGAUGGGUUGUACUACCUGACCACGGCUAAUGGAAUGGUCUACCAGACCUUCUGUGAUAUGACCACUGCAGGAGGCGGCUGGACGCUUGUGGCGAGCGUCCACGAAAACAGCAUUUAUGGAAGAUGCACUGUGGGUGACCGCUGGUCGAGCCAGCAGGGCAACAUUGCUGAUCUGCCAGAUGGAGAUGGGAACUGGUCCAACAGAAACACGUUUGGCACAGCAGAGGGGGCCACUUCAGAUGAUUUUAAGAAUCCAGGUUACUAUGAUAUAGUAGCAGAAGAUAUGUCUGUGUGGCACGUUCCCAACAACUUCCCCAUGGAGCACUGGAACGUGGGAGCCAUCCUCCGCUACCACACCAACAACCACUUCCUCAGGCUCUAUGGAGGGAGCCUCUUUGAGCUCUUCAAGCAAUAUCCAGUGAGAUACAACAUUGGCUCGUGCCAAAACAGAGGACCAGCUAUUCCUAUUGUGUAUGACCACGGAGACACAGAGUCCACCAGAAUGUUGUACGGACCCAACCCAAGAAGGGAGUUUGAACCAGGUUUUAUCACAUUCAGAGCAAUAAACAAUGAACGUGCAGCCAUGGCUAUCUGCUCUGGGAUCAAACCAGUCGUUGGAUGCAACACUGAACACUACUGUAUAGGAGGAGGUGGAUAUUUCCACCCUGAUCAGUGUGGGGACUUCCCAUCGUUUGACUGGGACAGACUGGGUAGGGAGCAGGGCUGGAGCGCUUCCAAAGAGAUGACCGAGGCUGCUGUCUUGCUGUUUUACCGCUGAAAGGAUUAUUUGCAUACGUAGCUCAUAACUGCACAUCUUGUCAGUCUAAUGUCACAACCGGACCUGAAAUCAGUGACUAAAAAAGGGAAAUACAUACUUGUAGCCACUGAAAGCUCAGUUCAGAUUUAUUUGCAUUGCUCUUAAUGACGUCAUACAUUGAGAACAUGAGAACCAUACUUGUGCCUCUGACGUGUUGUUGGCCUUGAAUAACACAGUGAAUAUUUGCUUGUAAUUAAGCAGCACUCCAACAGAUGGAGUUAUGGAGCUUUAUAUUCAAAUAACUAUGCUGGCAUUUUGAUUUUUCUUUUGAGAUGUUUUUUAUGCCUCCCGGCCUUGUUGGAAGGUAUUUGAGUUCUAGGUAGUUUUUUGUUUGUUUGUUUUUUUUGUCUCCUUUUGUUUUUAGCUGCUCAGCUCAUUUAUCAGCUUUAGUAUCGUCUCUGUCCAAUGAUACGCUCAUUCAGAACACCCUGCUGAUGCUUACGUCUGUGUAUCUGAUCCCUGUCAUCCUGUGUUAUCCUGUGUGCCAUCCGCCCUCCCAUAAACUGCCCACAUCGACCUUAACUGUGACAGGCAGACUGUCAGCUUAGAAGUGAAGGUGUUUCAGAGGGCACCUUGCUGGGAGCUGUCCUGUUGGCUGCUGUUACAGUUAGUUUUGACAGUGAAGGUUAGAUUGAUGUUAGAGAUACAUAUUAAAGGUUGCACAUACAUAUACAUAUUGACUUUUAUCAUACAUUAGCUAUGGUCUCAUUCAAGUUUGGCAUGAUGAAAUUUCCAUCCAGACAUGUGACAGAGUACAUUUUCUUUGUUAUGUUAUUUCUGUUAUAGUCUUUGUAUUUCACUUUGUGUUUCUAAAUGUCUGAGAUACCCUGAUGGUCUGUAUACAGUUGUGGAAGUUGACUAACUUCUCUUGAAAACAGUAAAUUCUUACAAUUAUGGACAAAAAUACACAAGUAUGUUUUUAUGUAUAUAAUAAAAACUUUAAAGGAUAA